AUGCGGCUCAGGGGCCUCUCGCCCGGCCAGUCUUGGGUCGUCAUCGUCGCCGUGCUGCUUGCUGCUGCGGCUUCUGCAUUACAUAUACGAAUGAUGGCGUUCCAGGGAUGCUCCCGUCCAUACCGUGUCCUACUCCUUGGUACGAUGCUCUCUGCUUUCGCCACUUCUGCAUGCUCAGACGGCCAUGCUGCCGCUCCUGCUUCAUCGUCGUCGUCGUCUUCGUCUUCGUCUUCGUCUUCCUGCUGCUACCUUCCCCCGCUUUUCCAGGUUUGCUGCCUGCUCUUGAUCGUCCGUCAUCAUGCGAGAAUGGGCCGAGAGCUCCCUGACCUGAUGUCACUUGGCUGA
Messenger RNA from Nannizzia gypsea CBS 118893, 345 nucleotides. RefSeq lists its product as hypothetical. Bases 1 to 345 code for a protein of 114 amino acids. Lineage: Eukaryota; Fungi; Ascomycota; Eurotiomycetes; Onygenales; Arthrodermataceae. The transcript has 2 exons. The record is from RefSeq and is a predicted model, not a curated record.